AUGUCUAAAAAGGUAAUUCUCUUACUUUUAGCUUUAUUAGCUGUUGUCUUAAGCAACAACUUAAGACAUCUCACUGAUUCCGAAACUCUCUUUGAUGACAGCAACGAUGAAGAAGAUGAAGACUUUGACUCAUUGGAAGAAAGCACUCAAUAACUUAAAUACAAUCUUACUGAAUUAGUAGCUUUUAGACACGAUAUCCAUUAGCAUCCUGAACCUGGUUUCCAUGAAUUCAGAACUCAAAGAAAAAUUAUUAGAUACUUGAGAAAGCUUGGUGUCCACAAAAAUUAAAUUAAAAAAAUUGCUAUUACUGGUCUUUAAAUUGAUAUUCCUGGUAAAGCUAAGCCUUAAGGUGAAGACAGACUUAUUGCUUUCCGUUCAGAUAUCGAUGCCUUAGAUAUUUUUGAAGAUAACCCAACUCUCCCUUACAGAAGUGUCAACAGUAAUGCUCAUGCUUGUGGUCAUGAUGGUCAUAUUACAUGUGCUCUUGGUUUUAUUUCCAAAUUGAUGGACGAUAUCCAUAGAAUCCCUUCCAAUAAAGUAAUUAGAAUGCUUUUCUAACCUAGUGAAGAAGGUCCUAUUGUUGGUGCUCCUAAGAUGAUUGCAGAUGGUUGUCUGGAUGGUGUUUAAGAAAUUUAUGGAUGGCAUAAUGCUGCUCAAGCUCCUGUUGGCUACUUUGGAACAACUGAUGGUAUGUUAGAAGGUUAAACUUCUUACAUUAACUUAACUUUCUUCGGUGGUGGUGGUCAUGCUGCUGACCCAACUAAAUAAGAUGCUGUUUAAUUGGGUGUUAACUUCAUCAAUUAAUUAUAAAACUUCACAGCUUAAUUUGUACCUCAUAAAAUUUUGAUUAAAUUCCCUUACUUCAAGGCUGCUGAAAGAUGGAAUGUUGUUUCUCCCACUGUCAAUCUUUAAGGUGCCUUCAGAACUCUUGAAGUUGGUUUUGAUAAGGUAGUUGAACCUCUCUUCUUCGAUUUCCUUAAUAGAUUCAGUAACUAAACUGGUUUCAACUACACUUGUGACUGGAAAUUUGCUUAUCAUGCUACUAUCAAUGACCACAACAGAACUUAAGAUGUUGUUAGAGUAGCCAAUCAAUACUUUGGUCCUAGUCAUGUUCUUCCUGGAGAUACAGUUUACAACUCAGAAGAUUUCUCUUACUAUCAAUUGAUUGUUCCAGGUAAUUACUUCUACCUUGGUGCUUCUAAGUAUCCCAACGAUAGAUACAUCCAUACUCCCACUUAUAACUUCGAUGAUGAUCUCAUUCCAGUCGCUUCUGGCUUCUUAUACACCUUAGCUCUUGACAGACUUAAUGUCACAUUAGCUUGA
Messenger RNA from Tetrahymena thermophila SB210, 1323 nucleotides. RefSeq names its product peptidase M20D, amidohydrolase. The transcript has a single exon. The record is from RefSeq and is a predicted model, not a curated record. Gene Ontology annotation, molecular function: hydrolase activity. Lineage: Eukaryota; Ciliophora; Oligohymenophorea; Hymenostomatida; Tetrahymenidae.